CUCCUUUAAUAUAAAUUUAUUUUAAAAUCAAAGUGUAACAGAAGCUUUUAUUGACAUGUAUAUUGAAAGCUAGCUACUGGUUAACGAUGACGGAACGCAUGCAACAAGUAGAUUCGUAUUUGUCUUUCAUGAUUAUCGUCGCUGGUCAAUGCUCGUAGUGCAUAAAGCCGAGUCGAUUAGCGACACAUAUUUUAGUAGAUUUUCACACGUUGCAAGCUGUUUCUGAAAAUAAUUCCAUAUGAAAAUAAUAUCUAUUAAAGACGAGAUCAAUUUCAAUUAUUUAUUUUUAAUUUUAUUCGUAAUUGUCAAAACAAUAUUUGUUUUAAUUUAAUUACGGAAUUUCAGUGAAAAAAAGUUUAUAUGCAAUAGGCAUUGAUUAAAAAAACGUUAGUUAUGAUUUUAACCUUUUUUUAAAUAUGGACCAGUAUAAACUAAAUAUCACUUUUAAUUUAAAUAAUCUUUAAAUGUUCACUGUAGUUAUUAUUUCUUCAUUAAUUCAAAAUAUCAUCGCUUUUUCAAGGUGUUUUUUUUAUUGCUUAGAUGGGUGGACAAGCUCACAGCCCACUUGGUGUUAAGUGGUUACUGGAGCCCAUAGACAUCUACAACGUAAAUGCGCCACCCACCUGGACAACGUAAAUGCGCCACCCACCUUGUGUGACGUCAUCAGUAGCAAAGAAAGUGGAACCGUUGCCUCAGAAUAAUUUAACAUCUGAGCUGGCUCGUGUCGGAGCCGUAUGCAGGCUGUGGCGUCGCUCGGCUUCAGAACCGGCGCUCUGGCGUCGUCUGCUACUGCGCUGUAACUCCGCUGACACGGAAGCCACUCGAGCACUGCGUGACGUCAUAAUAGAUCCUUCGCAGUGGCGGCAAGAGUACGUGAACGCACAUGCUCCGUGGGUCACAGUAGGUGGUCUGCAAGUCGGUUCCGGAUAUGUCCUGCAGCACGCGGCCUUGUCACCCGACGGAAGUCGGUUGGCGAUCACCACUGAUGAUGCUACAUUAUUUAUUUGGGAGCUGUUAGAAGAAGCAUGGAAAGAGUCAUGGCAAUGUGACCUGGGUGCAUUGAGAGGCUGGGCAAGCGCAGCCCGAUCUGACUGGGCGGAAUGCAGCAGUCGGCUUCUAGUGGCGGGGGCCUGCGCUCUAGUCGACAUCGCAACCCGCUGGGAACUGCUCGUCUUUGAUUUUGAUGAGCAGUGCAAGGGGCACAUGAAAAGUCGAGCUCGGUGCGGCGCUGGAGCGGCUGGGUGCUGGGCGCGGUCUGAUGGCAGCUGCUUCCUCUCCUUGGAGCCUGCGCUUUUGACCCCGGGCUUAUCCUACACCACUGUAUGGCUUAAUGCUGCCACUCAGGAAACUGAUUCAGAGUACACGGGCGUGCGGACGCGACUACUGCGCAUAUUUAAUGAAGAUAACGCCCAUGUUUUACAAACACUAGUGAUGGACGAUUCUUCGGAUGAUAUGGUGCCAUCUACAAGCAGAGCAGCUACUUACGUGCACGCCACACGCUGGUACUCUGGACAUUUUGUAUCUGAACAGUCUGUUCAGCGUUUGCUUUUGGCCUCGUGGGGCAACAAGAACCGUGGAGGACUGAGUGCUUGGAGCAUACCGACAUCAUUGAAACGAGUAGAGGCGCGCAGCGGAGGUGAACUUGCGGACCGGUUUGCGGCCCGGAGAGAGCAGCUUCGCGACCCGCCCCCCGACCCGCCUCCGCCCACCGAAGAAGAGCUCAGGGCACUUUGUGACCCCCCAAAGGCCACUUGUGAUCUAUAUUCGAGACCUCUCGGCAUCGUUGAGCAUCCAGGGAGGAAAUGCGUAUGGGUAACCACCAGUAGCGGAGCUGUGUAUUGCGUACAUAUACCGACAUUGGAACCACUGCAGGUCCUGAUACCCGCGCAACUAACGCUUCAUACUGAUUCAUUCUCCCACUACGUCCAACCAGCUGCCUCAACACACUAUGUUGCCACCCCAGCGGGGUCGCUGUCAGGCGCCGUGCACGUCUGGUCCACGACGUGUCGCUCGCACGCGCAGCCGCCGCUCCGCGCGCCCGCCCCCGCCGUCGCCGCGCUCCUCCCCGCGCGCCCCGCGCCCGCACUCCUCGUCGUGGCCGGAGACACCGUACAUAUGUGGCGGAAUCGAGCAACAAUACAGAGCGCACCAGAUACAUACUGAUCUUUCGAAAUACUUAUGUGAUGAUCAUUGAACAUUAAAUUGGACUGUUGACUUGAAAAAAUAUGAUCCAUAAUGUGAUAUUUAUCAUUAAAUUCGUUUCAUUUCCUAA
This is a messenger RNA of Bombyx mori (domestic silkworm), 2272 nucleotides long. RefSeq lists its product as uncharacterized. Gene Ontology annotation, cellular component: SCF ubiquitin ligase complex; Cul4-RING E3 ubiquitin ligase complex. Gene Ontology annotation, biological process: protein ubiquitination. Gene Ontology annotation, molecular function: protein binding. Bases 637 to 2163 code for a protein of 508 amino acids. The transcript is spliced from 11 exons. The record is from RefSeq and is a predicted model, not a curated record. Lineage: Eukaryota; Metazoa; Arthropoda; Insecta; Lepidoptera; Bombycidae.